Molecule: messenger RNA, 900 nt
Organism: Ceratotherium simum simum (southern white rhinoceros)
Lineage: Eukaryota; Metazoa; Chordata; Mammalia; Perissodactyla; Rhinocerotidae
Gene: GSTO2
Product: glutathione S-transferase omega 2
Biological process (GO): glutathione metabolic process; L-ascorbic acid metabolic process
Cellular component (GO): cytoplasm
Molecular function (GO): glutathione transferase activity; glutathione dehydrogenase (ascorbate) activity
Source: RefSeq, a predicted model, not a curated record
GAGCGCCGGGCGAUGCGCAGACGCCUGGAGACCAUGGCUGAGGAUGCGACCAGAACCUUAGGGAAAGGAAGCGUCCCCCCGGGGCCGGUCCCAGAGGGCCUGAUCCGCAUCUACAGCAUGCGGUUCUGCCCCUAUGCGCACAGAACGCGCCUCGUCCUCCGGGCCAAAGGCAUCAGACAUGAAGUUAUCAACAUUAACCUGAGAAACAAGCCUGAAUGGUACUACACAAAGCACCCUUUUGGCCAGAUUCCUGUGCUGGAGAACAGCAAGUGUCAACUGAUCUACGAAUCUGUCAUCGCUUGUGAGUACCUGGAUGACGCUUAUCCCGGCAGGAAGCUGUAUCCAUAUGACCCUUAUGAGCGAGCUCGCCAAAAGAUGUUAUUGGAGCUAUUCUGUAAGGUGCCACAUCUAACCAAGGAGUGUCUGGUAGCACUGAGAUGCGGGAGAGAAUGCACUAAUCUGAAGCUAGCCCUGCGGCAAGAAUUCUGCAACCUUGAAGAGAUUCUUGGCUAUCAGAACACCAUCUUCUUUGGUGGAGACUGUAUAUCCAUGAUUGAUUACCUCUUUUGGCCCUGGUUUGAGCGGCUGGAUGUAUACGGAAUAGCCGACUGUGUGAACCACACCCCAGCACUUCGUCUCUGGAUCGCAGCCAUGAAGCAGGACCCCGCAGUGUGUGCCCUUCUCAUAGAUAAAAACAUUUUCCUGGGCUUCUUGAAUCUCUAUUUUCAGAACAACCCUGAUGCCUUUGACUAUGGGCUAAGUUGCUGAGUCUCACAGUCCUCCCCUUCACCAUCCAGAAUUCCCAAGCUCGUCAUGAUUCUGAAUCAGGAAUUGUUUUGAUGGGUCAAUAAAUCUCUGUUCAUUUUCUUUGAUGUUUCCAAUAAACAUGGAGACAGAAAA